GCAAAAUUGGUUCAGCCUGGUCUUUUCUUGUGGCAAUGACAUGUAGGUUCUCCUGGCAUGGAAAGACAAGAGCUAUAGCUGAUACAUAAUGCGACGUACGUGUAGAUAGCAAGUAUGGCAACUACAGAAAAGUUGCAGAAUGAGAUUCUCCUCAAGGAAGAGGCAUUUUUGAAAGAAGAGAAAGCUAAAUUAACUGAACAGCUCAACAAACUGAAGGUACAGACUGUCUUCACAGUACACUCGAUCUUUGUAGGUAGUGUAGAUUAUUAAGCUUAUUAUUUUUGGUAAUUCCCGGAAAAGUUGAGCAAACAGAUAGUAACAGAUCUCUUAAGAGUAUUUAAAAAAAAGGUGUGUUAGUGUAAUCGCGUGUGUUACACGCAUUAAAUAUAUUAAAGAAAAUGAUGUUAUCCAUUUUAUUCUAAUUACUUUGGUGGUUUUAGAGAUUUGUGUGCCCUGAUUGGUUGGGGAUUGCGUUGAAUGCCACUACAAUCAACAACAACAACAACAACAACAAAAAAGCAUGGACAUGAAAGCACCCUAAGCAGUGCUGAAUGCAUUUUUUUUUAGGGGGGUCAGGGUGUGAACAAUCUGGAUGCUUAAAUUUGGCAAAUGCCAGAAUUCCAUAUUGAACAUGAAAAUAAUACAAAUAAAAUACAGUCCUUGUUGUGGACAAAGAACUAGUAAAAACUUCCAAUUUGACUUAGCCAUUAGAGCAAUCAAACCGUGGCCUCAAUCAACUCUAACAUGUGUAGUUCAGUGUUACAUAAAGGAAAUAAAUGCUACACUAUGCACAUCAGGCUACUAUUUUGUGCUGUCCAUAUUUGGUGGACAAAUACCACCUGCCCCACCAGUAGCGCUGUGCUUGGUUGGUGCGUUACAGUUAAAAAUAAUGCUUUAAAUAACUGGGGUUUGUUUCAGUAAAACACCUGUAAAUUUUGGAGGCCUCAGUUUGGAUCUAAAAAUCCUAAAGUGCAGACCUCCCCUGGAUCCACCACUGGGCAAGACUUACUGUACACUCAUUCUAAUUUUGUGCUUUUUUCUUUGAAAAAUCACAGUCCUGAAGAUUCAUAUAAUAGUUUUCUAAAACCUCAUUUUUCUUUGAAGUAACCUUUUUGUUUACCUUUUAAAGUUUGCAGCAUUUGCUGAUGUCAUCUCUUGUAUAUCAUCUCCGUCUGUUUUAAUCUUUUUACUAGGUUGAGGAGAUGGCUCUUAUGAAGUUACUGAAACCAGACAAUGAACCAUCUCAUCAUACCACAUUGGAGCUGUUUGCCAAAAAGCCUCAACUUGUAGGUUUAUGUGAAAUUUUUGACUUUUUCCUAUCUGUUCCUUUAACUCUUUCACCCUGGAAAUUUUGCCAAAAAACACUGUUUUUCACCAGUGGAGCCUUUUUCUGCACUCUAUCUAGCCAAAAAGAAGUAAACCCCCAAAUUGUUUUUUGCAAAGUCAAGCACUUUGCUGGCUUUUUGUUCCUGAUGCUAAAUUAUGGCUUUCAAAGUUUAUUUUUUAGUUCAAAUUUUUGGAGGACAAAAAUGUCUCACUGUCUCUGACUCCUACAUGUUUUGUACCUUUAAUUGUUUCUCCUCCUCCAUCUUUCCUUUUUAAUUGUUACAUGUUUCUGGUGCUUUAUUUUGGUGGGAAAAAAACUUUUGUGACUUUCUCCUCAAGAAAUUUCAGGUGGGUAGUUAAAGAAGAUUUUCAAUGGAAUUUUCUGGUGAAAGUCUCAUGAUUUUUGUGCAUUUUUCACUGGCCUGUUCCAAUGAAUCAUGCUCUCCUGGGUAUGGUUUUAAAUAUUUCAAAUUUAAGUCUUUUUAGAACAAAUGGCUAUAAAAUGGUUACAGUCAGGGCCCGCAGAGCAGAUAUUAAAACUGCCAGUAGUAGUAUAAAUUUAAGUCUUCUGAAAUGGCUAUAAAUGCAUCUAAAACUGCCAAUAGUAAUAUAAAUUUCUAAUUAUUACAUAGUCAGUUCAAACAACAAGUUACAACCUGGCCCCCUGCCCCACGCUAGACCAAAAUUUAAAUGAAUAGACUUUGACACUAGAUCCAACAUACACAAUGGUUGAGUGUCACCCAAACAUUUUUGAGUCGGAUUCUCUGAAGGUGCCAAAGUUGCCUUUCCGGUUGUCAUUAAGAGCUGCAAACGCAUUGGCAACAUCUACAAGACAAAGUUUGUCUGUUCUCUGUUUGUGGGUGUUCAGUAUCGUCAGAUUACUAGACCUUGUUUGUGAGGUAAGUGACAGAUCUGCAAAAGUGGGGGGCUAAAGCCCCCCCCCCCUGCACGGUCUCUUUUACAGGGGGGGUGAGGAUGGGUGUUAACGUGUUCAGCAUGUUUGAAAAGGGGAAGCAGGGAAACUUAGCUGAUCGGUCUUUUCACUUCUAUCCCAUCCUAUCAAGACUUAAACUGAUAAGAGGAAUUUGUUUGAUGUUUGAACUUAUUCACCCUGCUACUUCUAAGCAAACACUUUGAGGACAAGUAAAAACAAUGAGGAGAUUGAAAUGUGUGACAUUUUUAAUAACAGCCAAUCAAGGGUUUAGCAGGUCUGGAGUGCCAAAUUUGCUGUCAAGUUGUCUGCCCAAGACAAGAGACUUCGCUCUAUGAACUGAUGUGAUCACGAGCCCUGUAUAAUGCUUGAAUUGUUUGUAAUUACAGUUUGCCCUUUUGAUUUUCUUUUGUUUAAGGCUUCAGCUUCCACCCAGAGGGUCAAUGAGUUUGAAACAGAAACAGAAGUCAACCACAUACCUCUUCAAGCACUUGAUAAUCUGGAUAUGUAAGUAAAUGUAAUAGAAAUAUAUUUUCUGAAGUUUUUAAGCAAGAGAUAAUCUGACUCUUGCUUUUUUAUGCUCUCCUCAAUACACUGAAAAUCUCCCCUGUAUUAGAAGUUUUGUUUUUCAGACUUUCGAAAAGCACUUCAAAGAGCUAGCACAUAGAAAAAUUUAUUGUUUAAUGCAUUUACAGCCAAAUUUGUUGUAUAAUGCGCUGCGCAUUUUGCUAUUAUUUGAGGUGGGCUAAUGCAAAUCACAAUGCAAUGUGUUCGCCCAGCUUUGUCUGCUAAAACAAAACUGCAAAUUAAAUGACUCUACACUGCUCAAGAAUAGCGAAGGAAAUUGCCACGGUGAGUGGAAUUUUUGUCAAGGGAAAGAGCCAGAAAUUGCAUCAAUCUUGCAAGUGGGGUAGACAUUCAUAAGAAAGAUCAGAAAAAACUUUGAACCAUUAUUUUGAACUAUUAUUGUCUGAAAAAAGACAAUCACAAGCAACAAACCUUGAAACACAGUUCAAACAAACAAAACGCAUAAAAAUCCACCUAUCACAAAUCACAAACCAUGACCUUUUGAACUUGUUUAAGUAAACAUCUGUUUCCUAAGAGGUCCACUAAAUAAUUGAUGGAACAGAAAAACCCCAAAUUCCUUCAAUGUUUGUAAAACACACAGCAGGAUACAAUGAAUUUGGCUGUAAUGUAUUUAUAAUAAACGAGUAGACUUACAUGCAGUAAAGUAGAUGCAUGCAAUAAUUUGUUUCACAUAACAAUCAAUUUUAGGAACAGGCACAUUGCUGAAGGGGAGGAAGAAGAGUUUGAAGACGAUGACGAAGAUGACACAAUUGAUUACAGUAAGUCUUGACCCCUCAAUUUCCAAGAGUUCAGAAGUCAUGAGAAAUUCAAAAUUUCAUGUAACCCAAAAACAAAUGGAAGUCACGUGAAACGGCUCUUGCUCUGAUAAAGCUAGUAUAAUAGGGUUUAGUUCAUUGUUUGUCUCACAAUAAUAUUUGUCACUUUGAUAUUGGUCACGACAUUUCGACUCACACUGCAGGUCUUCAUCAGUCUAUAGUGUCGAUUUAUGGAGUCGGACUAUUUGUACUAGCAUGGUUGUUAGUGACUGGUGUAUCACGAACCUUGCUCAUGGUUGGUGGGUUUCAAUCCAAAGUGUUGUUGGUAAUAUCAGAGGAGGGAUUAGGAGGAAACUGAUCCCUCAGAUAAUACUAACAAUUCUUUGAGUUUGGUAUGUCUUCAACUUAACCCAUUCGUCAGAUAUUUUUCCAAAAAACGCUAAGCUACAUAUGUAGUUGAGCCUGAUUUUCUGGUCACCAUAUGGCAAAGAAGUAAAAUUAUCCAAAAGGUUGACUGAGUCUUCCUUCUUUUGGUAAAUUAUGGUUUAAAAGACCUGUUUCCCUUGCUUUUCCAUUCUUAACAAAUUAGGCUCCAUCUCGAGGUCCAGCCCCUUACCGUUUUAUAUACCAUUUUUGACAGACAAGGUACCCCUUUCGUAUACCUUCUAUAGACAAAUGAAACCCCUUUCACAUAUCAAGUAUAAAAAUUUGCAUCCUUUACUGGGGUCAGGGUUUCAAACCCUCACCGGCUCACCCAUACCCAAAUAUUGGUCGAGUACCCCCCCCCCUCCCCCCACCCCCACACUUGUAAGAGAUACAAAGGACAUGGUUGCAUAUGGGCAAAGUUCUCAGUGAGUAGUACAGUGAAAGCUCUCACAUGUGGACACCCUCAGGACAUGAAAAAGGUGCCCAUUACUGGAGUUGGCCACUAGUCUUAUUGUUCUCAUACGUGGCCACGAGAGAUGUAAGGGUUAAAUGGCUGCUUACAGGCACUUGCCCAGCUACAAAUAAACAACGGAAUUGCAACAAAACUGAUUUAAAGAGUAGCCGGGUGUGUAUGUGAAAAAAAACACUGAAACUAACUUAAAUUAAUUUUGAUGAUAAACAGCCGUUUGAGGUUGAUACAAACACCAUGUAUAUUAAAAUACAAGAUUCAGAAGUGAAUGAGAUUUAUGGGAGCUUAAAAACAAAGCUAAAAUCUUUAGGGGAAUGUAUAAAUACAGAGUUUGUAUGGGAGUACUUGACACAGGGUUUUGUGAAGGUAGCCGUAAGAAGAGCUGUCUGCUUACUGUGCUGUUCAAAAAUACGCGGACUCUGAAGUUCAAAAGGUGCCUUCACAAUAUUUUUUAAUGCGGUUUUCUCUGCCAUCAAUCAUAAUAAUUGCGAUCACAAGCAACGAACCUUGAAAGACAAAAACACACAAAACAGAUCAAAAUCCACCAGUCACAAACCAUGACAAAGUAAAGUUCUGGGCUCAAUUGUUUGAAAGAUGGAAAGCGAUAACGUAAUUGAAUAUUGAAUACUUAUCCGCUGGAUAGUGAUUUAUCAAGUGGAUAGUGCUAUCCAACGUUUGAACAACCGGCACCUGUUUCCUAAGAUGUCUGCUAAGAUGAUUGACGGCUCAAAAAGCGCAAACGUCAGUUAGCUUUUGAACUUAAGAACUUGCUUGUUUUUGAAAAGCACAGUAAACGAGUGUCCAUUAAGAGAGCUUCCACUGUAUAAUAUUUUUGUGCACAACACAGUUACUUGUAUGAAGCCAAACAUUUUUGACCUCAGCUACUAACUUGUGUGAAGUUUACAUUGCAUGAAAGAUAACUAUUUCUGACAGGGUGAAAUUAUAGUUUGUAAACUUUUCUACUUUUAGGUCAACAGCUAUUGAAUGCAAUGUCACAUCUUAACCAGCAAAACAGUAAUAUGGAUCAAGACAACUCCAGGUAAGUACUAUUUUUAUUUUUCUUUUAUCUAGGCCAUGUUUGUUGAACUUUUAAAAGGACAAUCUCACUCCAGAAAGGACACUAUUUUGAUAAAAAUAUUAAAAUAUGCAUUUUCCCAAGUUAGCCUUAACAUGCAGGUUCUUACAUAAAUGGUAAUUAACACAACUUUUUGCUAUUUACGUGUAGUUUUUUUUUCUGAAGAAAAAAUACAUCGUAGCUAAGAGUAUUUAGUGGUAUUCAGCUUAUUCUGUAUAUAAAAUUGUAUAUGGAUCAAUAUCAAUUUUGCUUAUAUAUUGGCACAUACAUUGCAGUUGGAGUGAUAAGGCACCUAUGUCUCCAAAGAGGAUUUUAAAAAAUAAGAACCAGCUGUUUCAAAUUUUAGGCUAAACAGGUUCUCGUAUAGAGGGGACCUAACUGGCAAAUUUUAACCUAACAGGUUCCUUAUAGGCUGUUCACAAUCCCCAUUUUUCUGUGAGAUCGUCGAGAUAUGGCGCGACUUACUAUCAAUGGCGGCCAUCUUGGUAUGGGACAGAAUGAUAUCACACAUUUUCCAAUGUUUCUGAAUUUUUACCAUCUCAUGAGGAGAAUUUUGUCAUAAUGAGGUGGAAAUCAGGGGCUCAGAAAACAACCAGCAACUAAGAGGAAUGACUGUCAAUUUUUUAUCUGUAAAAUUUAGAAAUGUCUUCAUGGAUAUAGUUUGACUUUUCAUUUGAUUUGAAACUUGUGAAAUAUCCUCUUUCUUCUUUAUGCUUUCAUCGGUAAUUUUUUUUGACAGGUCUGUCUUCCAUAGCAUAAUGCAGCAGGAGAUUGACGAUUUUAAUGAAGAAGAGGAUGAAUAUUUUAAUUAACAGAUCUAUACCCAUAUAUUUAUUAUAUGUAUAAUAUACUAGAAUAAGAAAUGACAAAGACCUUCCUUUACUACCUCAAAAGGUAGUGUCACUCUUUAUGAUAUCUCUGCAUUCUGCAAGGGAGACAACCCUUUGAUGCCCUUUUCUUUUGCAUCAUUUUGGUAAGAUUUCUAACAGUAGCUCACAAGUCCAGUUAACCAGGGAAGUUAAAGUAGCUUUUGAAUUAAUUUUCACCAAUAGCAUUUCAAAAAACAGUAUGGACUUAAGUUCUCUUAACCUGUGCUAGGCUCUCGGUCAGUGCAGACAAACAAAAAAGCAGGCAAGCAGUGAAAAAGCGAGCAAGCGUAAAAUGGCAGAAAGAGAGAAGAGGAGCUGAGAGCCUGUAAGCAUCUUUACAAACACCUCAGUCUGCCCACUUCCAGAAAAACUGUUUCUUGUGUCAAAAUGACAUGUUAAAAUGUCUAAAUGUGCUGUAAAGGAGGGUGUCCACACCCUCACUACGUUUUUUCUUUGUCUAUGCAAGCUGUUGAUGUGAUUGACAUAAACUGUUAAAAUUGACCAAUCAAAGGGUAUACCAGGAGCUGGUAUAUCAGAAUGAGGUAUUGAAAACAUUGAUGACAGGCUCCACUUUCCCAUCUCUCCCCAGCUUCCACGUGGUUUUCGUGUAUCUUUUUUCAGUGCACUUUUCUUACUAUCUUGGAGCCUGGAACAGGCUUAAAUUCUCUCAGGCCUAAUUUUAAAUUUUAUAACAUUACAUGCCAUGUGCUUCUGAUAAACCUACAACCCACAUUGUAGCAUGUAUUCUGCAACAAUCAUAAGUCGUUUGUAGGUUUGAUUUAUACAACUCGUGUCAUAGCAUUAUUGUAAGUACACUGCAUGCAUCAAAGUUGUACUGUACCAUCAGCCUUAAUUCACUCAAAACACUGGGUAAGCUUAGCUGUAACAAGAGCCACAGGUUUUGGCUCUGACAGCCCCACUGUACUACAUAACGUGUGGAUCUAGUGGCAAUGUACCCACAGGAUGACAAGUUAGCAAUUUUACUUGACCGGGAAAUUAGAAUUUUUCCAACAAACACAAAUACUUGUCUUGCAAUGAAUUUUGCAUUUAAUUGAAAAAUAUUAUUUAAAUAGAACAUUACAAGGUUUCUGCCUGGACAAGUUCCAUGAUACAAAGGUAGCAGUUAUAACUAACAUUACAAGUAAAGCAAACUGAAAAGCAC
Messenger RNA from Porites lobata, 7601 nucleotides. The record is from the annotation of a GenBank genome assembly. NCBI's taxonomy places the organism in Eukaryota, Metazoa, Cnidaria, Anthozoa, Scleractinia, Poritidae.